AUGGAGCGUUGGGCCGGCAAGACUGCGGUGGUGACGGGCGCGAGCGCGGGCAUCGGGGCUGCGGUCUGCCUCCGGCUUGCCAAGGAAGGUCUGCGCGUGGUGGGGCUCGCCAGGAGGGAACGACUAGUUCAGAAACUGCAGGCCGAGGUGACUGGCGCCGGCAAGAUCUAUGGCAUGCGGUGCGACGUGGGCAAGCCGGGGGAGAUCGCGGCGGCGUUCGAGCGGGUGGAGAGCGAGUGCGGGGGCGUGGACUUACUGGUCAACAAUGCGGCGUUGUUGCCCAGCGGGCAUAUUACCGGUCAGUAG
Messenger RNA from Cydia amplana, 306 nucleotides. RefSeq names its product farnesol dehydrogenase-like. The record is from RefSeq and is a predicted model, not a curated record. Bases 1 to 306 code for a protein of 101 amino acids. Lineage: Eukaryota; Metazoa; Arthropoda; Insecta; Lepidoptera; Tortricidae. The transcript has 2 exons.